Messenger RNA from Penicillium cataractarum, 1506 nucleotides. RefSeq names its product DUF1593 domain-containing protein. Gene Ontology annotation, molecular function: hydrolase activity, hydrolyzing N-glycosyl compounds. The transcript has 2 exons. The record is from RefSeq and is a predicted model, not a curated record. The coding region runs from base 1 to 1506 and encodes 501 amino acids. NCBI's taxonomy places the organism in Eukaryota, Fungi, Ascomycota, Eurotiomycetes, Eurotiales, Aspergillaceae.
AUGUUUAACGGCUGGAAUUUGAUUUGCUUCACCGCAGUUUUUUGGAGGCUUGCCAGUGGUGUUUGGUCCACGGAAGUUGCUGGAUGCCGUUUCCACCCAAGUCCAUCUCGUCGAAUUUUCUUGUUGAGUGAUAUUGCAAAUGAGCCCGACGACGCGCAGUCUCUUGUAAGAUUGCUAGUAUAUGCCAAUGAAUUUCACAUCGAAGGGCUGGUAGCCACUACAAGUUACUGGCUUAAUGACACCACGCGACCGGACCAGAUGCGAGAAAUUGUUGGAGCAUAUGGGCGAUCUUUGGAGAAUUUGCAACAGCAUGCUUCGGGCUGGCCAGAGACUGAGCAACUCUUGAGUCUUGUCAAAUCGGGAUCAACAAAGUACGGCAUGGAUGGAGUCGGAAAAGGGCAUGACAGUGAAGGCUCUUCUCUUCUAGUGGAAGCUGUUGAUUCAUCUGAUGAGCCUCUGUGGAUCCUCGUCUGGGGUGGUGCCAAUACCCUUGCACAAGCGCUUUGGCAUGUCAAUGCAACAAGGCCAGACUCAGAAAUCGAGACCUUUAUUUCCAAAUUGCGGGUCUACGCUAUAUCCGACCAAGACAACAGCGGUCCGUGGAUUCGGCGAAACUGGCCAGGCAUGUUCUACAUUGCCAGUGUACACCAUUUCAAUCGAUAUGCCAACGCAGCUUGGAGCGGAAUUUCUGGGGAUGACUACUAUCAUUUCCCGACCAAUGCAGACAAAGAGAUGGUCUCAACCUCCUGGAUAAGAGAAAAUAUCCAAAAUAUUGGACCCUUAGGCGCGAAGUAUCCCAGUGGAGAAUUCAUUAUCGAGGGCGAUUCUCCGUCUCUCCUCUAUAUGAUUCCUAAUGGAUUAUCAGACCCCGAGCAUCCUGAAUGGGGCUCCUGGGGAGGUCGCUACGGACCCGUGGUAUGGGGUGAAGGCCACUUUGCGGACAGCACUGAUACGAUUGUUGAUGAAAAUGGCCAUCAUAUGAUGGGGUCCCAGGUAACAGUGUGGCGAUGGAGGGCCGCGUUCCAAAACGACUUCAAGGUUCGGAUGCAAUGGGGGAUUCAACCGAAGUUCAACAACGCCAAUCACCAUCCCAUUGUCACUCUAAAUGGAAGCUCAACCCGCGAUGUUCUUCAAUAUACUGUGAAUCCCGAUGACCGAGUAAUCUUGGAUGCAUCGAGGUCUUGUGAUCCGGAUGGUGACACACUCUCCUUCAAGUGGUGGCAGUAUUUGGAGCCGAGUUCCAAUAACAAUUCCCCGAAGCGGGAUGUGACGAUAUUAUCCUUUGAAAAAGUGGACGAUCCUAUCAUUGCUGUUACUGUUCCACCCGAGGAAGUUGUCAAAAAGGAGGGACGCGGCGCUCAUCCAAACGCAGACAAGCAUUUGCAUAUCAUAUUGGAGGUGUCAGAUGGUGAGUUGGUGACUUAUCGGCGGGUUAUUUUGAAUAUUAAAGGCAGGGAAGAAACCAGACACCAAGAAGUUUUGCCAAAGGGGCACGAUGAGCUAUAG